This is a messenger RNA of Gastrolobium bilobum, 1839 nucleotides long. RefSeq lists its product as uncharacterized. Gene Ontology annotation, biological process: molybdate ion transport. Gene Ontology annotation, molecular function: molybdate ion transmembrane transporter activity. The record is from RefSeq and is a predicted model, not a curated record. Lineage: Eukaryota; Viridiplantae; Streptophyta; Magnoliopsida; Fabales; Fabaceae. The coding region runs from base 81 to 1460 and encodes 459 amino acids. Gene Ontology annotation, cellular component: membrane. The transcript has 8 exons.
GUCUUUCAUCACUCGUGGUAUCUCAGUGCCUUUGGGCAUUCAUUCCAUUUCUGUAGCAGUCGCAUUCUGAGAUCACGAAAAUGGAGUUGUUCUUCUACACCGUGUUCGGUGGUUUGGCCGCGGUGGUGGCAGCUCUUGAGCUCAGCAAGAACAACAAGGAUCGAAUCAACACCUCUUCAGCAUUCAAUUCAUUCAAGAACAAUUACCUCAUCGUUUAUUCCCUCAUGAUGGCUGGAGAUUGGUUGCAAGGUCCUUAUGUCUACUACCUUUACAGCACAUAUGGAUAUGGGAAAGGAGAGAUAGGUCAACUGUUCAUUGCUGGUUUUGGGUCUUCCAUGCUGUUUGGAACAAUUGUGGGAUCUCUAGCUGACAAAACGGGCCGGAAGAGGGCUUGUGUCACUUAUUGUAUAACAUAUAUUUUGAGCUGCAUCACCAAACAUUCUCCUCAAUACAAAGUCUUGAUGUUGGGGCGUAUUUUGGGAGGUAUUGCUACUUCACUUCUGUUUUCAGCAUUUGAAUCGUGGCUUGUUGCUGAGCACAACAAGAGGGGCUUUGAUCAACAAUGGCUAUCAUUGACAUUCUCAAAGGCUAUAUUUCUUGGAAAUGGUCUAGUUGCUAUCGUGGCUGGACUGUUUGGAAAUGUCCUUGUUGAUACGUUGGCUCUUGGACCUGUGGCCCCCUUUGAUGCUGCUUCAUGUUUUCUUGCAAUUGGUAUGGCUGUCAUAUUAUCUACAUGGUCAGAAAAUUUUGGAGACCCUUCUGAGAGCAAGGACCUUCUUACCCAAUUCAAGGGUGCUGCUGUGGCCAUUGCUUCUGAUGAAAAAAUAGCCUUGCUGGGUGCCAUACAGUCUCUCUUUGAAGGUUCAAUGUAUACCUUUGUAUUUUUGUGGACUCCUGCUUUGAGCCCAAAUGAUGAAGAAAUUCCCCACGGUUUUAUUUUUGCAACAUUCAUGUUAGCUUCAAUGUUGGGAAGCUCGCUUGCAUCCAAGUUGAUGGCCCGUUCAUCACUCCGAGUAGAGAGCUACAUGCAGCUUGUUUUUGCAGUUUCUUCUGGUGCUCUAUUGCUUCCCAUUCUGACCAGUUUCUUAGUAGUUCCUUCCAAAGUGAGAGGUGGAGGCAUCUCAUUCUCCGGUUGCCUGCAACUUCUUGGCUUCUGUGCUUUUGAGAGUUGUGUUGGCAUAUUCUGGCCAUCUAUUAUGAAGAUGAGAUCUCAAUACAUUCCCGAGGAGGCCAGGAGCACCAUAAUGAACUUCUUCCGCAUUCCUCUGAACAUCUUUGUGUGUGUUGUGCUGUACAAUGUUGAUGCAUUCCCUAUUACUGUUAUGUUUGGUAUGUGCUCAAUUUUCCUUAUGGUGGCAUGUAUCUUACAAAGGCGACUGAUGGUGAUUGCAGAUAAGCCAAAAACAGAAGAUUGGCAAUUGAAGGAAAGGGACACAGAAUCGGAGCCACUGAACAUUUAAAUGGUGUUAAGAGUAAGUUUUAGGGAGGCACUGAACGUAGCUGCUUCAGUCUUACAUAAUGCAGUUUCUGUCCAAACCAUGUACGGGACGAUUUGAAUGUGAAGGUAAACCUGGUGCGAUCCAAGGGAAGGGUUUCGAGCUGAAAGGAUGUCUGGAGCAAUUUGUUUUUAAGUGUUUUUGGUAUCAAUAGUGUAGUAGAUUUCUAUUGGCUAUUACUUGAGGAGAAAUCUCCGUUUUGGUAGUUCUAUUUUAUUCUUUUUUGGGGCGGGAUUUAAGUUUGGCCCGUCCGGAAUAGUAUAUGUGCCAUACUAUUUCUUUCAUUGUCUUUUUACUUUUGUAAUGAAAUUGCACUACAUUCAAUUAAUGCAUCCUUUUAUUU